AUCGCUCCUGCAAGGCCUGUCUCUUGAAUCCUGUGAUUCGCCAGCCAACCCAAAAACCCUUUACUUCCGAACCCCACUGUAUCACUACAUAUUCAUACAUAUUCAUAUCAUACACAUCAUGUCCGGCAAACUCGCUACUGAUUAUCCCGCCUGGAAGGAGCUCCAAACGCUAUACGAUCAAAAGGCUCCCUCAGAGCUAGUGCUCUCGAAACUCUUCUCGAGCGAUCCCGAGCGAUUCAAGAAGUUCUCGACCCGGUUCGAAUCGCCGAAUACGGAGACGAGUAUCUUCCUCGACUACUCCAAGAACCUGAUCGACCAACAGGUAUGGGAGAAGCUCCUGGAACUCGCCCAACAGGCCGGGGUGACCAAGGCGAGGGACGAGAUGUUUGCGGGAGAACAGAUCAACACCAGCGAGGAACGUGCCGUGCUUCAUGUGGCUCUGCGUGAUACCUCCAACCAGGGCUACGGGGCCAACGAAGAAGGCGUCUCUGAAGUCAAGACCGUCCUCGACCAUGUCCGGGUCUUCAGCGAGGCCGUCCGAUCGGGCUCCCACAAGGGAUACACCAACAAGCCCAUCGAUACCAUCGUCAACAUCGGCAUCGGCGGCUCCGAUCUCGGCCCAGUCAUGGUCACCGAGGCCCUCAGUUUCUAUGCUCGUACAGGGCCCACUAUCACUCCCUACUUUUGUAGCAAUAUCGAUGGCACUCAUCUCGCUGAGAUCUUGAGGAAAUGCGACCCCGAAACUACCCUCUUCAUCGUCGCCAGUAAGACUUUCACCACCCAAGAAACCCUCACUAAUGCUAACAGUGCCAAGGAAUGGUUCCUCUCUUUCGCCAAAGAAAAAGCUCAUGUUGCCAAGCAUUUCGUUGCACUGUCCACGAAUACCGAAGCGGUCACUGGCUUCGGGAUCGACAAAGCCAACAUGUUCAAGUUCUGGGAUUGGGUGGGUGGUCGAUACAGUCUAUGGAGUGCGAUCGGCUUGAGUAUUGCUCUGUACAUCGGGUUCGAGAAUUUCGAAAAAGUCUUGCAUGGGGCUCAUGCUAUGGAUCGUCACUUCAAGGCUGCUCCCUUGAAAGAAAACUUGCCCGUCAUUCUGGCUCUGCUUGGAAUUUGGUACAAUAACUUCUAUGGUGCUCAAACUCAUGCCCUCUUACCAUAUGACCAAUACUUACACAAGUUUGCAGACUAUUUUCAACAAGGCGACAUGGAAAGUAAUGGCAAAUAUAUUACUAAGGAUGGGCGUCGGGUGACGUAUCAAACAGGGCCGAUCAUUUGGGGACAAGCCGGAACAAAUGGACAACAUGCAUUCUAUCAAUUGAUCCAUCAAGGUACCAAGCUGAUUCCCUGCGACUUUCUGGCGCCCGUUGAGACCUUGAAUCCGAUCGGUGGAGGUCGUCAUCAUGAAAUCUUGUUGUCUAACUUCUUUGCUCAACCCGAAGCUUUGGCAUUUGGGAAAGAUGAGGCAGCUGUUAAGAAGGAGCUCGGCGCAGCGGCUUCAAAUGAAUCGUUGGCUAAGAGUAAGGUCUUCGAAGGUAAUAAACCAACCAAUUCUAUCAUGUUUCAGAAACUUACUCCUGGUACACUAGGAGGUUUAUUGGCGUUAUACGAGCAUAAGAUCUUUGUUCAGGGAGUGAUCUGGGGCAUUAACUCGUUUGAUCAAAUGGGUGUGGAACUCGGCAAAGUUCUUGCUAAAAACAUCCUCGCUCAACUCGGCUCGCCGGCUGAUGUUAAAGGCCAUGACUCUUCCACCGAAGGGUUGAUCAAAUUCUUCCAAUCUCAUCGAAAGUGAUCCGAUCUUUUCAAUCGAUUUUCAACAAAAAAAACAAACAAACAAACAAGGGAAUUGGAAUUAUGGUCCGGGGCGUUCGGUCUCUCAUUGUAUUCUUUGGUCUGCCAAACAUUAAUCUUUCACUUUUGGUUGAGGUUUAUAUGUCAAAUCAAUCGAUCAAUCAUAUAUGUUCUUCUUCAUGAUUGAUUGAUUCAUAUACAUACAUACAUAUAAAUAUAUAUUUUCCAUGGUAGAUGAUUAAAUGAUUGAUCUCUCUCUCUGUAUUUGAUCAUCCAACCUUGCCUCUGUUGUCAUUUGAUUUAUCUGAAACUUUGUAUUAGAUGGUUUUUUUUGCUGUUAUACUGUAUAAUGUGGAUAAGUCAUCUUCAAAAAUUACAUACAUAUACAUAGAUAAAUAAAUAUGCUUCUCAUCAUCAAGUUACUGUCAGAAAUCAUUUGUCCAUUUCUGUUUCCAUUUAUAUUUAGAUGCUUUGUUGGGCAGUUGUUGGUUUAGGGGAAGGGCUCUGGUCCUUCCAUUUUUUUGUUAAGAUAGUCACACCUAAAAAGAGGGGUUGCUUUUUCUGAUGGUGGUACAUCUAGGUCCUGU
This is a messenger RNA of Puccinia graminis f. sp. tritici CRL 75-36-700-3, 2375 nucleotides long. RefSeq names its product glucose-6-phosphate isomerase. The record is from RefSeq and is a predicted model, not a curated record. The coding region runs from base 119 to 1789 and encodes 556 amino acids. Gene Ontology annotation, biological process: glycolytic process; glucose 6-phosphate metabolic process; gluconeogenesis. The transcript is spliced from 10 exons. Gene Ontology annotation, cellular component: cytosol. Gene Ontology annotation, molecular function: glucose-6-phosphate isomerase activity; monosaccharide binding; carbohydrate derivative binding. Lineage: Eukaryota; Fungi; Basidiomycota; Pucciniomycetes; Pucciniales; Pucciniaceae.